Molecule: messenger RNA, 672 nt
Organism: Paramecium tetraurelia
Lineage: Eukaryota; Ciliophora; Oligohymenophorea; Peniculida; Parameciidae
Exons: 1
Source: RefSeq, a predicted model, not a curated record
AUGAAGGAAUGUAUAAAUUUUGAUUAAUACGAGCACAAAACUCAAAAUUUAAUUCAGAAUUGUAAUUAAUUAAAAUAGUAGAAAGCGGUAAUGAUCAAGGAGAAUGAAGAGAUAGAUUCUCAAAAUGAAUAGCCCAAUAAGGCAGGUCUACUAAAAAAGCAAAAAAAGAAAAACGAAUAUGAUUAUCAUCGAAAAAAGCGAAGAUGCGCUGACGGAACAAACAGUAAAAAGUCAGGCAAAAAGUUUUCGCUAGAAGAUGAUAAACGUAUUUUAUAGUUGGUGCUGAACAACGGUCCCAAAUUUUAGAGAAUUCAUAGACAUUUUCAUGGAAAAACAUUGGCUAUGGUGAAAAAUCGAUAUUAUAAGUAUUUACGCUUUAGAUGGGAAAUUUUAGGAUAGUAAUAUUUAAUUAAUUUAGAAAUUACAAACAUUUAAGUGUUCCCUAAGAAUAAUAAGAGACCUUAUGUGAACAACAAAAUAACGUAAGGAGCAUGUCGUGCGCCGAAAAAGAUGAUAUUUUCUCUGAAAUAACAUAGCGAACUACAUUACUUUAGAAUGCUCGAAUGUUUGUAGAAUUUUUAGUUGAAUAAUUAUUAUGACUAUUGGUUUUACACAAACUUAAUCCUAAAUUUUUUGUAAACUCAUUAACAAUAUACAUUUAUUACUUAAUGA